UGAUGCCUCGAACCAAAGUGAGUCCUCAAUUCUCCAAUUAUUGAUUUGAGUGUGAAAUAGAAACAAAACAAGUGGCGCUGAGAGUGAGUAGUUAAGACUAAGAAAAGCAUAGUAAAUAGAAAUGGCAGGGCGCAAACAUCAUCAUUUACACUCAUCUCUCCCUCGCCGCGAAGAAACUCGCCUCUCUCAUUCUUCUUCCUCCUCCUCCUCCACAGCCGCCCUCCAAGACCGCAUCGACGCCCGCCACCGCCAAAUCCAAUCCCUCCUCCUCGACAACCAGCGUCUCGCCUCCACACAUCUCGCCCUAAAACAAGACCUAUCCGCCACUCAACAGGAGCUCCGUCAGCUCUCCGCCGCCGCUGCCGAUGUUAAAGCCGAACGAGACGCAGAAGUGCGUCGGAUCUAUGAGAAGUCGCUCAAGAUGGACGCUGAAGUACGCGCCGUCGCUGCGAUGAGGUCGGAGCUCGAUCAGGUGCGGGCGGAUGUACGUGAACUCGCAGCCGCACGGAAGGAACUCGCGUCUCAUUUGCAGUCCGUUCAGAAUGACCUCGCUUUGGCUCGUAAUGAUUCGAAACCCUUGCCGGCUAUCAAAGCUGAUAUUGAGGCCUUGCGCCAUGAGAUUCAACUAGGAAGGAAUGCUAUUGAAUUUGAGAAGAAGACACAUGCUAAGAACCUCGAGCACAAACGGGUAAUGGACAACAAUAUGAUGAUUAUGACCCGUGAGGUUGAAAAAUUACGUGCUGAGCUGGCUAAUGCAGAAAAGGGAACAAGGGCUGCAAUUGUUGCUUCUGCUAACCCAAAUCCUGGAUAUCCUGCAAACAAUCAUGAUAUGGGGUUUGGUGGAAUCACAUACCCUCCUGAUUCUUAUAGCAUGCAUCAGAUCCAAGCUAGGGUUGAAGUUCAUCCACAAUAUACUUAUGGAGCAACAUUACAUCAUCUCUAUGACAAUCAACAUACACAAGUGCCAAGAUAGGUUUCCAGUUAUGCUUUAUUUUAUGAAAGUGAAAGGAAAAAAAUGUAAUUGUAACAUAUUGUGAAAAUUUCCCCCCUGAAAUUAUCAUCUAUUCAAUAACGCUUCAUUUUUCUGAUAUCUAAAAACGGUAGAAAUUAGUAUGUAUAUAUAAUUUUGUAUGAGAAACCAUGAUUUUGGUUGCUGUUAA
Cicer arietinum (chickpea) is the source of this 1160-nucleotide messenger RNA. RefSeq names its product protein FLC EXPRESSOR. The record is from RefSeq and is a predicted model, not a curated record. Lineage: Eukaryota; Viridiplantae; Streptophyta; Magnoliopsida; Fabales; Fabaceae.